This is a messenger RNA of Onychostruthus taczanowskii (white-rumped snowfinch), 1056 nucleotides long. RefSeq names its product catechol-O-methyltransferase domain containing 1 (gene COMTD1). The transcript is spliced from 7 exons. The record is from RefSeq and is a predicted model, not a curated record. The coding region runs from base 56 to 829 and encodes 257 amino acids. Lineage: Eukaryota; Metazoa; Chordata; Aves; Passeriformes; Passeridae. Gene Ontology annotation, molecular function: O-methyltransferase activity; S-adenosylmethionine-dependent methyltransferase activity.
CGCCCAGCGCCGCGCGUGACCCGGCGGCGCCGCUGCCCUCGCUCCCGGCUCCAAAAUGCCGCUUCUCAGCGUGCCCAAAGAAGUGGCCGUCGGGACGGCGAUGCUGGGGGUCGCCUUUGCCACGGGUAUGCUUGCAGGUAAAAGAUACCCUUCUUUCAUUUUUGGGACCCCGAGUGGUAUGAUGGGGAAGAAUAGUCCUCUCCGGCAGUACAUACUGGAUCACUCCUUGCGGGAACAUCCAAUUCUAAAGAAGCUGCGUCUGCUCACUGCUGAUCAUCCCCGGGGCAGAAUGAUGGUGUCCUGUGAGCAGGCUCAGCUUAUGGCAAAUUUGCUCAAACUCAUUAAAGCCAAGAAAGUUAUUGAAAUAGGUGUGUUCACAGGUUAUAAUGCCUUGAGUAUGGCACUUGUCCUGCCAGAUAAUGGCCAAGUUAUUGCCUGUGAUGUAAAUGAGGACUAUGCCAAAAUUGGAAGGCCACUGUGGAAGGAGGCAGGAGUAGAGCAUAAAAUUGACUUGCGGAUUAAGCCAGCAAUUCAAACACUUGAUGAACUGUUGGCCAAUGGAGAAGUGGAAACCUUUGACUUUGCUUUCAUUGAUGCCGAUAAAGAAAGCUACAAUGAGUACUAUGAAAAAUGCUUGCGCCUCAUAAAGAAAGGGGGAAUAAUAGCUAUCGAUAAUGUCUUUUGGAAUGGAAAGGUGCUAAAACCAAGGAAGGAUGACUUGGCAGCGCAGAGCAUCCACCGCCUCAAUGAGAAGCUUCUCAGAGAUGCACGUGUCAAUAUCAGCAUGCUCCCAGUGGGAGAUGGAGUCACAUUAGCAUUCAAGUUGUAACUCGAGGAAGCCCAGCAGAUGAGAAAUAUCAAUCAAAUCAUCAGGAAAAAUUGAGAUGGAACAGUAUCAAAAAUUCAAUUUAACUUAUAACUCCACUGGAUAGCAUAGCCUGGGAAAGUAGACUUCAGGAGCAGCUGGAUCCUAAGGGCAGCUAAGUAGAGAAGAGAGAUUUAUUAUGAGAUCUACUAUGGUAUCUUACUUCAAUUGUAAUAAAGGAAAUAAACUUA